This is a messenger RNA of Corylus avellana, 1646 nucleotides long. Lineage: Eukaryota; Viridiplantae; Streptophyta; Magnoliopsida; Fagales; Betulaceae. The record is from RefSeq and is a predicted model, not a curated record.
AUUCUCUAGGUGACAAGAAUCAAUUAUAUCGGACAUCAAAGUCUACAGAUUCCAAAAAUCAGUCCAACUGCAGUUUCUGCACAACCAAAAAUAGUUGCAGAAUGGUACGCUCAAGAACAAAGUUGAUGAAUAUUCUGAUUGAAAGAGGGAAACCCCAGGAAGUCCAAUCCAUAUUUGACAGUUUGAUUGAAGGAGGGCACAAGCCAUCUCUUAUAACAUACAAAACCUUGUUGGCUGCCCUGACCAUCCAGAAGCGCUUCAAGUCCAUUCGUUCGAUUAUCUCACAGGUAGAAGAAAAUGGAAUGAAGCCUGACUCAGUAUUCUUUAAUGCUGUUAUAAAUGCUUUCUCUGAAUCUGGGAACCUAGAGGAAGCCAUGUAAACCUUUUGGGAAAUGAAGAAGAGUGGAUUAAAACCAACAACUAUUACUUAUAACGCAUUGAUUAAAGGUUACGGGAUUGCUGGUAAGCCUGCAGAAUCUCUGAAACUGCUAGACUUGAUGUCCCAAGAGGGAAAUGUAAAACCCAAUCUCAGGACUUAUAAUGUGCUUGUCAGAGCAUGGUGUAAGAAGAACAACAUUGUGGAGGCGUGGAAUCUGGUACAUAAGAUAGUAGCUUGUGGAAUGCAACCUGAUGCAGUUACUUACAACACAAUAUCAACAGCUUACGCUCAAAAUGGAGAGACAGAUCGGGCUGAAGGGAUGAUUUUAGAGAUGCAGAAAAACAGAGUGCAGCCCAACGAGCGAACUUGUGGCAUCAUCAUAAGUGGGUACUGUAAGGAAGGUAAAUUGAAGGAGGCCUUGAGGUUUGUGUACAGGAUGAAGGAUCUGGGGCUGCAUCCUAAUCUCGUAAUUUUUAACUCGUUGGUUAAAGGAUUUGUGAACACCAUGGACAGAGAUGGGGUGGAUGAGGUUAUGACAUUGAUGAAUGAAUUUGGGGUCAAAGCAGACGUGAUUACAUACAGUACCAUAAUGAAUGCAUGGAGCACAGCAGGAUUCAUGGAAAAGUGCAGGGAAAUCUUUGAAGAAAUGAUGAAGGCUGGAAUAAAACCUGAUGCACAUGCCUACAGCAUUCUUGCUAAAGGCUAUGCACGUGCGCGAGAACCCGAGAAAGCCGAAGAACUAUUGACAGGAAUGACCCAAUCAGGAGUCCGUCCAAACGUUGUGAUUUUCACAACUGUCAUCAGUGGAUGGUGCAGCACUGGCAGGAUGGAGCGCGCUGUCAAGGUUUUUGACAAGAUGUGUGAAUACAAGUUUUCUCCAAAUUUGAAGGCAUUUGAGACCCUAAUAUGGGGAUAUGGAGAAGCGAAGCAGCCAUGGAAAGCAGAAGAAAUGCUCCCAAUUAUGGAAGAAUUUAACGUUCAGCCAGAGAAGUCCACCAUCUUGCUUGUUGCAGAAGCAUGGCGUGGCACCGGAUUAACAAAAGAGGCAAAUAGGAUGCUGAAUAGUUUGAAAGGCAAUAGAAUAACACAUCAGAUAGGGACAGAAGAAGAGAUACCAGAGAAAAUUGAGCAGAAGCAGCCUACUGGUGCCUCUUUUUCCAAGUUGUUGGAUAUAACAGCAAACCCCGCGUGCAUGUCAACCAUAGUUAACCCAAGAAAUAGACUUGGGAAUGAAUAUAAUUCAAAUUCCAAAGCUGAUUACUUGUGA